Messenger RNA from Lutzomyia longipalpis, 3477 nucleotides. RefSeq names its product pre-mRNA-processing factor 39 (gene Prp39). Gene Ontology annotation, molecular function: protein binding. The transcript has 7 exons. Gene Ontology annotation, biological process: RNA processing; mRNA 5'-splice site recognition. Gene Ontology annotation, cellular component: U2-type prespliceosome; U1 snRNP; commitment complex. Bases 383 to 3157 code for a protein of 924 amino acids. The record is from RefSeq and is a predicted model, not a curated record. Lineage: Eukaryota; Metazoa; Arthropoda; Insecta; Diptera; Psychodidae.
UCAUUUAUAAAAUAACAAAAAAAAGAAUCGCGAUAAGAAGUUAUUGAGUAAUUUGCCGAUCGUGAGUCUCAAUGGAGCCACCACGUGAUUGUUGUUUCAGUGAAUGAUGAGAACUUUUGUAUUCCACGCAAAUUCAUUCUUUCUUCUCUUUCUCUCCUCGCUACAAAAGUAAUUAUAUAUAUUAAGUAAAUGACGAAGAACACGCUCCGGACGUGCUGUUAAAGCCCCGGCACCAUCUCCAGUACGCACGACACGCCGUACACGCAGAACAGCCCCAGAUCCGGAAGCAGAAAGUAUUCCUGAGGAGGCACAAGAAGAGACUCCCGUGGAAGAAACAAUCGUUCCCGAGGUGGAUGAAAAGCAAAUAAUUGAAGAGAAAAUCAUGGAGGAUGAGGAGACUCCCUCUGAGGAGAUUCCAGCAGUUAUUGAGGGAGCAGCCGUUGAGAAUUUAGCAGAUGACGGUGAAGGUGCUCCUGAGGACGAGAAAAGCUCAUCAUUUCCAUUUGGGGAGAUGCCAUCGGACAUUACGUCGCUGUUUGAGCAAUCCUCAGCAGAUCGAGAUGAUGUCAAUAACAUAAACAGAGAAUCCACAGAUAAUCUCUUUAUUGCCAAUUUGGCAGCAGAAGAGAAUGCCAACAGCCUCCCAUCAGGGACAGAUGACACAGAAGUCCGCGAGGAGGAGGAAAGUGGCACCGCUCAAGCUCCUGCAGAAGUCAACGAGGAGGCAAAGGAGGAAAAAUCCAGCUCAGACGCCAAGAAUGAUAGCGAUGAUUGUGCCAUUGCCGAAGAUCUGCCCAAUGGCCAGGAUAGUCCGGGAAAACAGACAGAUCCUGACACAGAGAUGGUGUCUGAGGAUGAACUCCCAGCCCCAACACAGCCCAAAGUUCAGGACGCCGAGGAGGUGUCAGAUGAUGAACUUCCGGGCCCGAAGCUGGCAGAACUGCCAGCUGAUACGGAAGUUGUGUCAGAGGAUGAACUCCCAGCUGCUGGGAAGGGAAAACGCAAAGCAGACGAAGGAUAUGAUCCAGGAAGCCCAACAGAGUCCACGGAGGCUCCGGAGAAGAAGGCCAAGCUUGAAAGUGCAGCUGAGGAGCCGAAAAAGAAACUUCCAGACUUGGAUAAAUACUGGAAGUCCGUGAAUGAUGAUCCGGCGGAUUUUACUGCCUGGACGUAUCUGCUACAGUACGUGGACCAAGAGGUGGACAUUGAGGCUGCUCGUGAGGCCUAUGACGCCUUCCUAGCUCACUAUCCGUACUGCUACGGCUACUGGCGGAAGUACGCUGACUACGAGAAGCGUCGUGGGAAUAAGAAAAAGUGCGAAGAGGUCUUUGAACGUGGACUGAAGGCCAUCCCAUUGUCGGUGGAUUUAUGGAUUCACUAUUUGGGGCACGUUAAGAGCAACUACGGGGAAGAUGAGGCAUUUGUGAGGUCUCAAUUUGAACGUGCCCUCGCGGCGUGUGGACUUGAAUUUCGCUCAGAUAAACUCUGGGAGUCCUACAUCAAGUGGGAGACGGAGGGGAAGAGAAUUGGGAAUGUUGUAGCGAUCUACGAUAGAUUACUCUGUACCCCAACACAGGGCUACAAUGGACACUAUGACAGCUUCAGUGAGAUUGUCUCCAAUAACACUCCGCAAGUCUUGGUGUCCGUUGAGGAGUUCAAAAGGGUGCGUGCGGAAGUGCGAGAAGCGAGUGGGUCCAAGCCCACAAAAGGGGAUGAAACCCAUGAGUCAGUUAAAGAGAAUUCUCAGAAGAAUGAGAAGAAAAAGGACGACGCGAAGGUAGAUGAGGAUGAAGAGAAGAAAGAGGAGAAAAUGGAAGUUGAUGAUGGGGAGGAAAAGCCAUCGGAGGAUGCAAAAGAUGAACCAAAAACAACCGAAGCAGAGGAGGUGAAGGAAGAAAAAGAAGAAGAGGAAGCCGAUGAUCACGUUGCAAAUGAAGAUGAAGCUCAAGCGAUCAAGGAAAAAAUUCUCUCAUCGCGCAGGAAGUUGCACAAACAAACAGUAGCCGCUGUGACGGCACGAUGGGUCUACGAAGAAGCCAUAAAGCGUCCGUAUUUCCACGUGAAGCCCCUGGAGAGGUGUCAAUUGAAGAACUGGAAGGAUUAUUUGGACUAUGAGAUAGAACAGGGUGAUAGGAAGCGUGUAAUUGUGCUGUUUGAACGCUGCCUAAUUGCAUGUGCUCUCUACGAGGAGUUCUGGUUGAAGCUCAUUCGCUAUCUCGAGGCACAAAAUGAUCCAGAACUCGCCCCAACGACGCGUGAUGCCUUCGAGCGUGCGUGCACAAUCCAUCAUCCCGAUAAGCCUAGUCUCCAUCUCAUGUGGUCGGCAUUUGAGGAGCUUCAGAGUAACUACGCCAAAGCGGCGGAUAUUUUGACGAAUCUGGAGAAAGUCUGUCCAAAUCUCCUCCAAGUGGCGUACAGGAGGAUAAAUCUUGAGCGAAGACGUGGGGACUAUGCAAGAUGCAGCCAAUUGUACGAGCACUACAUCAGUGUGGCCAAGGGGAAGAACAUGGCGAGUAGUUUGGCGAUAAAGUACGCACGGUUCUGUCACAAAGUCAAAGGAGACAUCGAUGAGGGGAUGAAUGUGCUACGAACAGCCCUCGAGAAGGACACCAGUAAUGCCCGGAUUGCUCUGCAGAUGAUUGAUUUGGCACUGCAACGUCCCCAAGUGGAUGAGAAGGAAGUUGUGGAGAUUAUGGACAGCUUCAUGGCACGCGAGGGAAUGGAUGCAGAGCAGAAAGUUCUCUUUGCGCAGCGCAAAGUGGAAUUUCUCGAGGAUUUUGGUAGCACUGCUCGUGGAUUGCAGGAUGCCCAGCGGGAGCUUCAGGUGGCCCUCACGAAGGCGAAUGAGUCCAAGAAGAAGACGAGCAGCAGCAGUAACACCAGCGCUGUGGAAACAACUCCAGCCACGAAGAAGAGCAAUGUGAAGGAGAGUCAACCACCAUUACCCACGGCAGGAUCGGGCUCUGGGUAUGGAUCGUACAACUACAGCAACUCUGGUCAAGCUGCAGCUGGUGGGUAUUACUCAAGCAGUGCAGCACAGUCGGGAUAUGGAUCGUAUGCUGAUGCCAACUAUGGGUACAACCAUUGGAAUCAAUACGGACAGACUGGCUACAGUGGCUAUGGGCAGUGGAGUGGCUACGGCAGUGGUUACUACUGAGCGCUCAUUAAUUCCAUUCUCCGUGGAAGACACAAAACAACAUGGAUGUAGGUUUUAUUCCCUGAAAACCCAUUCCCUAAUCUUUGGGAUUCCUAAUUUUGAUGAAAAGACGAAGAAAUCUGAAUGAAAGAAAUGUCCUUUUUAAAAAGAGAAAAAAAAAAGAAAAUUUGGGGUGAGAUAAUGUUUAUUGAUUUUAUCAGUACACACACAGCAGAUAACAUGAAAGGGAGGGAGGAUCCUUUGGCCAGGAUGGAAGGAUGAAGAUGAUAAAAUGUCGUGAAUGUGUGAAGCAAAUAAAGGGACAUUUUUAAAGGAAAAAA